Messenger RNA from Podarcis muralis (Common wall lizard), 2461 nucleotides. RefSeq names its product P2Y purinoceptor 8-like. Gene Ontology annotation, molecular function: thrombin-activated receptor activity. NCBI's taxonomy places the organism in Eukaryota, Metazoa, Chordata, Lepidosauria, Squamata, Lacertidae. Gene Ontology annotation, cellular component: plasma membrane. The record is from RefSeq and is a predicted model, not a curated record. Gene Ontology annotation, biological process: positive regulation of Rho protein signal transduction; phospholipase C-activating G protein-coupled receptor signaling pathway; blood coagulation.
GACCUCAGUCACAUGACAGAAUUCUGCAGAGCCUCAAGCGCCAACAAGCCCAUCAUACGAAAUGUAUUUAAAUAGUACCAAUUCAACUCUGGACAGUGCAACCAUUAACAUGCUUCAGAACCAAGUCAUCAUGGUUGCCUUGCCAGUUGUGUACUCCCUGACAGCAAUCAUCAGCAUCCCUGGAAACGUUUUCUCCCUCUGGAUACUCUUCCGCCACAUCAAGCCCAGAACCACCUCGGUCAUCUUCAUGAUUAAUCUUAGCAUCACCGAUCUUGCGCUGGCUUCCUGUUUCCCCUUCCAAAUUAUAUAUCACUAUGGUGGGAACAACUGGACUUUCGGCAGGCGCACGUGCAGCUUCGUCACGGUGAUGUUUUACGCAAACAUGUAUUGCUCCAUAAUCACUAUGACCUGCAUCAGUUUGGAGCGAUACUUGGGAGUGGUAAAACCAAUGACGUCCCAGAAAUGGAGAAGAAAGAGAUACGCGAUUGCCUGCUGCCUUGGAAUGUGGUUUCUUGUUCUGAUAGCCCUAUGGCCAUUAGAAGCGGAAGACCUGACUUUUGAAGUGAAAGAACUGAACAUUACCACAUGCUUCGAUGUGCUUAAGUGGAAAAUGCUUCCUAGCAUGGGGGCAUGGGCAGCUUUCCUUUUACUGCCCUUCUUCUUCUUCUUCUUGCUCCCGUUUAUAGUGACCAUAAUCUGUUACUUUAGCAUUAUUCGGAAGCUGAUCCAGGCCUCUAAGAAAUAUGGCAAUGGGCAGAAGAACCGAUCUAUCUACUUGGCCACCAUAGUCGUCUUGGUGUUCAUCAUUUGUUUUGCUCCCAACAACUUUGUCCUGCUGGUGCACAUCAUCAGCCGCCUCCGUAAACAGGAAGGCUACUACUACAUUUACAAACUCACCUUGUGCCUCAGCUGCCUCAACAACUGCAUCGAUCCAUUCAUUUACUACUUUGCAUCCAAGGAGUUCUAUCAGACAUUCAUGCAGGUGAUCGGCAAGAAGGUACCUCUGAUGGAAAGCUGGGAAAGUAGAAGGGAAAGCAUGUUCUCUGCCAGGACGACGUCGGCAAGAUCGAUGUCAAGCGGACACGCGGAAGGGGUGGCAGAACAUAGACCAUGUUUGCAAAGAAGUGAAAGUGUGUUUUGACACCGGGGUUCAAAUGGGAAGCGGGUGCCAUCUUUGCUCCGUAAAAUGAAACCAUAGCACUGGUGUCAUUGAAUGAAGCCACUGCUGGUGUCAUUGGAAGGUAUAGAUAUCAAGGAACACCAAAGGCAGAACUACAUGUUACUGGAGAGACAUGGUGCUGCUCCCCUCAAAUGGCAUUAUUUUUAUUAUUUAUUAAAUAUCCACCCAAAUAUUAUGUUCUCCCCAAACCUUCCUUAAAAGGCAGUAAGCUAAUCAUGUGAAGAAAUGUCAUCGUGCCAUGCAUUUCAGUGCCUGCUUCAACAUCACCCAGUGAUAUGGGGCCAGGGUGGAAAAACUAUGAUAUGAUGGCAUUACAUCAAGGGAUAAGUAAUAUAAAUUAUGAGGGACUGGAGUAGAGUUUGAGACAGGGUUACGGCCUUUCAUGGCAGCCCAAAUGUGCUGUAAUGUGGAGUUCUGCCCUAAGGAACCAAUUCUAAAAAGGCAUUCACUUACUUGCUGAAAAUAAAUGUUUAACAUUCACCACUUUCACAUCUCUUUUCAGCUCUUGGCAGUCAAGCCAUUUGCAACUCAAUCCUCUCUGUUUUGACAUAUUGUGGCUAUAGUAUCUAGGAAAUCUACUUUAUGGAGAUCUUAAUAUUAAGCUUGAAAGUGCCGCCAAAGGUCAGUAACACCUUCACCCACUUACUUAACUAUGAAACAUUCAAUGGCUGCACUUUUGUAUGUGUACAAAUACAAGUUCCAUUGUCUCUUGAUUUAUUUAUUUUUAAUCAUUUCCGGCCUUGCUUCUAAGUUUGAGUAAUUGUUUUUAAUUUCCAAUUUUAAUUUCCACUUAAUGCUUUAUACAAUUUGAUCAACAGAACUUUCAAGCUUAAUAUGGAGGUAUCAAUAAAGUAUAUUUCCUUGUUUCAUAGACAAGUCAGUAAGUGCAAGCACUACUGACCUUUGGUGGCACUGUAAACAAAAAUAUUAAGACACACUAGGCAGUCUUACAUGAGAUUUAAACUGAGAUUUGAGAUUUCAUAUUAAGUGUUUCAUUGAUGGAAUAAGUAAAGUGUGGCUGAUUCCACAGCUGCAAUCUUUUCAGAAAUCUUCUGGAUGAUAAGUGCAACAAACAGAGCUUGAAACCAGAAGUGUGAGGACCCUCCGAUGUAUAAUUCAUGGUUGUAUAAAAUGUGAAUCUGAGCUGAGUUUAAUCCUAUAGCUAAUUUUAGAAGUUGCUGAAGCCAUUUAUAAGAUUCUAGUCCUAACUAAAGGUGAAAGUUUUGUAAGUUUUUCAGUUCUUUGAAAGUACAAUGUUGGGAUUUUCUGGGUGUGUGUUUU